AUGUCCAAUACUUACGUCACUGCAUCUGAUGGGUACUGUCUUGCUGAACCAGUGCAGUACUAUGAUAUUCUGCCAGAACAAAUCAAUUAUCAGCUGCACGACACUGAAUUUCAAGAAUCACCUUAUUGCCGAUAUUCUACUGUCCAGUUUCCUCCAGCUCUACAGUCCCAAUCUUUACAAAGUCAUUUCAACACUUAUAGCUUGGAUCCACAGUUCAGUGAUGGAGAAUAUGGACUUUUUUCCUGUGCAUUAAAUAAAUCCACUCAUGUGGUUGCCCAUGAUGCUGAAGAUGGUUACCCUGGAAUAAAAAGGUCCAGAAUAACUCAUUCUUCCAUUCAUAUUAAGGGACAGGAAGAACUCUGUGUAGUUUGUGGUGAUAAAGCAUCAGGAUAUCAUUAUAAUGCACUUACUUGUGAAGGCUGCAAAGGGUUUUUUCGACGUAGCAUCACCAAAAAUGCAGUAUAUAGUUGCAAGAAUGGUGGUCACUGUGAAAUGGACAUGUACAUGCGUAGAAAAUGUCAAGAGUGCAGAUUAAAAAAGUGUAAGGCAGUAGGAAUGCUGGAAGAAUGUUUGCUCACAGAAAUUCAGUGCAAAUCAAAGAGACUUCGAAGGAACUUUAAGCAGAAAAAUAGUUUUUGCUCUAACAUCAAAGUGGAAGAGGAGGGGAUUCAGGAGAGCAUGGAACUAACACAAGAGGAAUAUCAGCUCAUUAACAACAUUGUGGCUGCUCAUCAAAAAUAUACAAUUCCUUUAGAAGAAACAGAAAGAUUUCUGCAGGGAUAUGCAAAUCCUGAACUGAUAUUUUUGCGACUCUCAGAGACAGUUGUCCUUUACAUACAGAGGUUAAUGGAUUUCACCAAAGGACUCCCAGGAUUUGAAAAUUUGACCAAUGAGGAUCAGACUGCAUUACAGAAGGGAUCAAAAACUGAAGUGAUGUUCCUUCAUGUGGCCCAAAUUUACAGUCAAAAAGAAUGUUUGUCAUCAACUUCUGAAAGUAAAAAAGGUACUAUGAAAAUAUCGAAUCAUUCAGAUCAUUCACUAAAUUGUCACAGUCAGAGUGGUGAUAAAAGUGCUGUUUAUUCUAAGGAAACAUUUUGCAGUGAAGACUGUCUUUCUACCUUGCUGACUGGUAUUGCUGAAGAAUUUAUUACCACACUGUAUUACUUCUGUAGAAGAAUGAGCGAGAUUAGUAUUACUAAUACUGAAUAUUCUCUGCUUGCAGCCACAACAGUAUUUUUUUCAGAUCGUCCAUGCCUGAAAAAUAAGCAACAUGUGGAAAAUUUACAAGAACCCGUUUUGCAAAUUUUGUACAAAUAUUCAAAAAUUUAUCAUCCAGAAGACCUACAACAUUUUGCUCGUCUCAUAGGGAGGCUCACUGAACUGAGAACAUUGAAUCACAACUACUCAGAAAUACUUAGCAUUUGGAAAACAAAGGACCCCAAAUUGGCUAGUUUACCCUCUGAGAAAUGGGAUUUGUAUUCACUUUGCUGA
Molecule: messenger RNA, 1491 nt
Organism: Hippopotamus amphibius kiboko
Lineage: Eukaryota; Metazoa; Chordata; Mammalia; Artiodactyla; Hippopotamidae
Product: bile acid receptor-like
Exons: 10
Coding region: 1-1491 (496 amino acids)
Biological process (GO): positive regulation of transcription by RNA polymerase II; negative regulation of inflammatory response; cell differentiation
Cellular component (GO): nucleus
Molecular function (GO): ecdysone binding; zinc ion binding; nuclear receptor activity
Source: RefSeq, a predicted model, not a curated record